Oryza brachyantha (malo sina) is the source of this 853-nucleotide messenger RNA. RefSeq names its product auxin-responsive protein SAUR36-like. Bases 70 to 543 code for a protein of 157 amino acids. The record is from RefSeq and is a predicted model, not a curated record. Gene Ontology annotation, biological process: response to auxin. The transcript has a single exon. NCBI's taxonomy places the organism in Eukaryota, Viridiplantae, Streptophyta, Magnoliopsida, Poales, Poaceae.
UCACCAAUUCACCAACACAUUUUUUUUCCUUCCCUGAUCACUUCCACUGGAAAGCAAAAGACAGCAGGAAUGAUCAGCUCCAAGAAGCUAGCUCAGCUCUCCAAGAAGUGGCAGGGGAUGGGUGCCAUCGGGAGGAAGAGGGUGACGACGGCGUCGGAGACGAAGGAGCUCACCCGCUCGUCGUCGUCGUCGUCCUGCAGCGGCUCGGUGGCCGGCAAGGGCAACUGCGUCGUCUACUCGUGCGACGGCCGGCGGUUCGAGGUCCCGCUGGCGUACCUCCGCACGCCGGUGUUCGCGGAGCUCCUGAGGAUGUCCCAGGAGGAGUUCGGGUUCACGAGCGGCUGCCCGAUCACGCUGCCAUGCGACGCCGCCGUGAUGGAGUACGUCGUGUGCUUGGUGAGGAGGGAGGCCUCGGAGGAGGUCGAGAAGGCGCUCCUCAGCUCCAUAGUCAUGCCUCCUUGCAGCCACCACCACCUCACCCCAGCAGCAGGCAGCUGGAUGGUGCAGCCGCUUCGCCAGCAUUUCGCUGUGUGCAGCAUCUGAUGGUCCGAGGAAGAAGAAGACGAUCUCUCCAUGGAGGAUUUCAGCUUGUUUUUUCUCUCUCUUUUUUUCCAUCUUUUUUCACCCCAAAUGUGUGCCUUUGGAGCACGGUUUUUGUGCGAUGUUUUUCCAAGGUACGUACUGUGGGUGUACUGCAGAUGGAUGCAUGUAAAAAUAAUCACAGGAUUUGUGGUUAGAGAAGAUGAAUCAAGCUGAAUUGCCAUGCACUGAAUAAUUAAGAUGUGCUGUUUGCUAUGUACUAUUUUGUAAUUUUUCAACUUCUUUAUUUUAUUUUGUAAGUUUAAAAAUUAAA